Heteronotia binoei (common prickly gecko) is the source of this 1496-nucleotide messenger RNA. It is a transcript of the gene EXOSC6, whose product is annotated as exosome component 6. The record is from RefSeq and is a predicted model, not a curated record. Gene Ontology annotation, cellular component: nucleolus; cytoplasmic exosome (RNase complex); nuclear exosome (RNase complex). The transcript has a single exon. Gene Ontology annotation, biological process: nuclear mRNA surveillance; rRNA catabolic process; poly(A)-dependent snoRNA 3'-end processing. Bases 83 to 943 code for a protein of 286 amino acids. NCBI's taxonomy places the organism in Eukaryota, Metazoa, Chordata, Lepidosauria, Squamata, Gekkonidae.
CAGAGGGCGCGUCCAGGCAGGCUGGGGGGCGGCUCCUGGCUGCUUCCCUUCCGGAGCAAAGCGCGCCGUCGGCGGAGAGGCCAUGCCGCUGGACCACAGACGGGUGCCCGGUCCGGAAGAGUCGCAGACGCCGCUGCUGUUCGUGCCCUCGGGAGCCAAGGAAGGCGAGCCGCCGCCCGCAGGGGAUGCGCCCCGCGACCCGACGGCGCUGCAGCCGCUUUUCGCCCGCGUGGGGCUGCUGAGCCAAGCGAAAGGCUCGGCCUACGUGGAACUGGACGGCGGCACCAAAGUGCUGUGCGCCGUGGCUGGGCCGCGCGAAGCCGCAGGGGGCGGCGGGGGGGCACCGAGCCGAGAGCCCCGGGGCCGGCUGGUGUGCGAGUUCCGGCGGGCGCCUUUCUCCGGGCGCGGAGCCCGCGGGCGGCCCAGCGACCGGGAGCCGGAGCUGAGCCUGGCGCUGCAAGAGGCGCUGGAAGCGGCCGUGCGCCUGGCGCGCUACCCGCGGGCGCAGGUGGAGGUGAGCGCGCUGCUCUUGCAGGACGGCGGCUCGGCUUUGGCGGCCGCGCUGUGCGCUGCGGGGCUGGCCCUGGCCGACGCCGGCAUCGAGCUCUACGACCUCGUGGUGUCCUGCGCGCUCUGCAAGGCGCCGUCCUCGGAGGGCGGCCAGUGGCUGCUGCAGCCCGGCGAGCCCGAAGAGCGCGCUGCCGCCGCCCGCCUCACCGUGGCGCUCCUGCCCUCACUGAACCAGGUCUCGGGGCUGCUGGGCAGCGGCGAGGGAGGGCCCCCCGACAGCUGGGCUCAAGCAGUGCGCCUCGGCCUCGACGGCUGUCAGCGCCUCUAUCCGCUGAUGCGCCAAAGCCUCCUGCGCGCCGUGAAGCGCAAAACCGCCCUUACCCAGGAGCCGUCGGAGACAGAAGCGGUGGAGCCUCCGGCUGCUACUGCUUAAAUCGGAUUGUGGUUUGCAGCCAACCGCUAAACGCUGCGCUGGGGCCCAGUGCCCGUUAGGGGAUCACUUUCCAGCCUUUUUCUCCUCUGGGAAUCUGCACGACCGAGAGAUCUGAAGCCCCAGUUGGACAGUGUUCUUUUCCUUUGCAAGUUCCUUUCCAACCAGCAUGUGACUGCUACACCUUUCCUCUGCCUGGUUAUUGAAUCUAUUGGCACUAGCCUUUGGCAGCUGGACUGGCCACACCAGAAAACAUAGUGAACAGGUUUCAGAAAUGCUUGAGAAAACCAAGAGGAAUGAAUGGCAUCUUCUACCAUCUAAUGAAAAACCCAUGGAUACCUGUUUUGUAGUUUGCUCCCAUAGACUUAGGAGACACCUGGAAGAUCUGUCAUUAUUUCUUUGAAGCAAUAACAGAAUUGGGGCCAUAGCAGGCCGACUUCCAGCUUUUUGUUCUGAAAUGCACAUUUUGUGGAGGGAUGCCUCCCUUGCUGCCUUUUCACUUGGUUGUGGAGGUCUUUAAAACGUGAUACAUUAAAAAUGUUUUUUUUAAGAAAAA